Molecule: messenger RNA, 747 nt
Organism: Paramuricea clavata
Lineage: Eukaryota; Metazoa; Cnidaria; Anthozoa; Malacalcyonacea; Plexauridae
Source: the annotation of a GenBank genome assembly
AUGGAAAAAGUCAAAGAGAUCAGCCAGAAUUUUGCGAAGGCUGUUGUCGCAGGAAACAGAAGUGGAAGCGGUAAGAUUGUAUACGAAUUUUACGAGAAACUAAUUUUAAUAUGGGGUGGAUCAGCUGAUAUCAAGCCUCUUCCUUAUGGUAUGACAGCAGAUGAUCUUGUGGAGGAAAGCAGUGCUGAAGAUGAUUCCAACUUUUUCAACUAUGACGAAAUUGAUCGGGAAAUACUGUUAGCAGAGGAAAAUGAGAAAGAAAAUGUUCAAGAGGAUGAUUUUGAAAAGGAGGGUAUGGAAGAAUCCACCAGCACAAGCGAAGUUGUUCCAAGUAAGCGAAAGGGGAACUGUGUACCUCAGUUGAUUGAUAACAAGCGUAAACAUUUGGAGCGGAACUUAUCGGCUGCUCAUCGAGACCAAUUGCUCAUCAAAGAAGCAAAAGAAGACUCCAAAUUCAAAAAAGAUUUGGCUGAUGUUAUGCGUGAAUCAUCCAACAAGUUUGCUGAAAGUGUCAAAGUUAUUGGUCAGUCGAUGACUGAUCUUGGUACAGGUAUUAGCCGUUCAAUUGAAAUGUUAUCUGGUGCAAUUAUGCAUCAAGCCCACCCAAAUAACCAGAAUGUGUUUUACCAGCAGCGUGGAUAUCAACAACAUAUGCCAAAUAAUGGCACAUAUUCCCAAUACGUGAACCUGCAACAGGUUCAACAACCUGAACAGCAAAAUGAGGAAAGCACAUAUUAUUUCAAGUAA